Dinoponera quadriceps is the source of this 2279-nucleotide messenger RNA. RefSeq lists its product as uncharacterized. Lineage: Eukaryota; Metazoa; Arthropoda; Insecta; Hymenoptera; Formicidae. Gene Ontology annotation, molecular function: peptidase activity. Gene Ontology annotation, biological process: protein modification by small protein removal. The record is from RefSeq and is a predicted model, not a curated record. The coding region runs from base 499 to 2235 and encodes 578 amino acids. The transcript is spliced from 13 exons.
GCGAGGUACGCAUCCCGAGGAAUACCGUGGCCACCAGUCGAGUUCUCGUUGUCGCGCUUCAUCGCGUCGGUCAUCGUCAGUUCUUCGUCGUUGUCGUUGCCGGCGGCUUCGUGGCCGACUUUCCCGAUUGUUCGCCAGGAGGUUUGCACCUCUCUCGUGUGUCUAUUCCGCCCCCUCCCCUUUCACAUAACUCGCGAUCGAUAAUCUAUCCUGUUGACCGUCAGUGAAAGCAAGAAGUGCCUUUUCUUAAUACGUCGUCGUCGAUUAAGAGCGAGGGAUAUUUUAAAAGCUGCUUCGGAACCGACUUCGUGACCGACACGCUAUCUCGUCAUUCCCAUUGAGAAACGCAUCGUAACGUGUUUUUGAGAGAGACACUCUGUCACAUACGGGCUGGUGUGGAUACACGUUUUCUCUCUCUGCGCUCUGAGACGAGAGAUAUAUUUACGUCCCCGAGUCGUUACAUCCGAUAGGACAACAAAAAUCGCUAAAGCGGCAAAGAUGGAGAACACGGAGGAUAUGAGAACGACAGUGGAGCUGUACAUUUAUGAUCUUACUAAGGGUAUGGCAGCAAUGAUGUCGCGACUACUUAUAGGUCGCCAGUUGGACGGAAUAUGGCACACAGCGAUCGUUACGUACGGAAGGGAAUAUUUCUUUGGUCCGGCCGGUAUACAGAGCGUCCGACCUGGUGGCACGGAACUGAGGGAACCUCAGAAAAUCGAGAAGCUCGGCGAAACUUAUCUGCCGUACUCGGUCUUCCUGGAAUACAUAAACGGCCUGGGAACUUCCACGUUCGCACCAGGUACAUACAAUCUCUUCAAACACAACUGUAAUUACUUCACAGAGGAGCUUAGCAACUUCCUAGUAGGCAAGGGUAUUCCCAAAUAUAUUCUUGAUCUACCAGAAGAGAUAUUACAAACACCCGUUGGACAGGCUCUGGGUCCACUGAUAGACACAUUAAGUAAUAGCGCGAGUGCCGGAUUCACAGUCGGCCAGAGGUUUGUCGAAGCAAGAAUCCAAAGAGAAGUUUCGCCAGAAUAUCAACUCCUAAAUACAGCUAUCGAGGAAGCGAGAUUGAAUUCAAUUGCAUUGGAGGAGCGCAGGAACGUCAUUAACGAGAAGUUAGCUAAAAAGGACCGGAAGAAAAAAAAGAAGAAGAAGGAGAAGAGGGAGAAGGGCAGCAAAGAAUCUACCACCAGUAGCGGUGGCAACGGCACCGAGCCGAGCAAUUGUUGCUUAGAUAUGGCGGAGAACGAGGGUGCUAUUGGUGAUAUGCAACAGCAGCCGUCUAACGGGCAUUCCGUGCCUGCGGAAAUGUUGCCGUCCGAGCGAGUGAUGCAAAUGGAGGAAGACGAAAAGCGGGAACAGGAGGAGAAGAAACGCUGCCGGGAUCCACCGAUAGUCUUUAAAGAUACGGUGAACGUACAAGCGCAGUACGAAGGUUUGAUGAGCGCCCUUGAGGGGAAAUUGAACGACGAGGAACGAACGUGCAUGGACGAAUUGCGGCUGUAUGUCCUGGAAAAUGAGGGUUCCUGGGCGUUGGGUGAUAACUUCUUGAAUUUUGUCGGUCGUGUCCUUUACGAUAAGUCAUUGGAUAACGACGGCCGGGUGAAAUUAUUGAACCUACUGUCCGUAGCCGCGUUGAAGGACGAUGUAAUUUUAUUGCUACAUCAAGACAGACGGGAACAUAUCAUUAUGAAUUACGCUUUCGAUAUCGACCGUCAUUCGCCGGAGGAGCAGCUCUCGCUCGCGCAAUUUUUGGCGAACAUGUUCGAGAAUCUCAGCAGUUCCGAAUGGCUGCUGUAUAUAUCCGAGUGGCAACACCAGAAUCAAAAUGUCAGCAACAUAAGGGUGACGACUAAAGUCGCGGUGCAUUCGCUGCUCUCCGACUCGGAGGACCUGCAGAUCCGCGGCGCUGCCAUCAUCCACAAUCUUGCCUGCAAGGAGAAAAUGAACAAGAGCAAAAAUCUACGGCGACUUUUACCGAAAGGCAGUAUUUCUAAGGUGUUCGACGAUGUAGCUGUGGAGCUGACGAUGGCGUUGCUGCAAUACUUCAACGGCAGUCCCGCGGAGGAGCAGCUUUACGCAUGCAUGAAAUCGCUGGCGCGUUUCACGCAGAUCAGCAGCCAGGAAGUGCCGCAGCUCAUACAAAUGAUAGGGCCCGAGCCAAACAAGUUCAGGGGAACUUCCGAGAGGGUUGACGAGCAGAUCGAUCAAGUCAACAAGAAGCUACGUUGAAAUCGUUUAUCGAACGUCCCUGUCAUCGGCAGAAAUACCGUGUU